Hemiscyllium ocellatum (epaulette shark) is the source of this 3409-nucleotide messenger RNA. RefSeq names its product tyrosine-protein phosphatase non-receptor type 3-like. Gene Ontology annotation, biological process: protein dephosphorylation. The transcript has 27 exons. The record is from RefSeq and is a predicted model, not a curated record. NCBI's taxonomy places the organism in Eukaryota, Metazoa, Chordata, Chondrichthyes, Orectolobiformes, Hemiscylliidae. The coding region runs from base 153 to 2999 and encodes 948 amino acids. Gene Ontology annotation, molecular function: cytoskeletal protein binding; protein tyrosine phosphatase activity. Gene Ontology annotation, cellular component: cytoplasm; cytoskeleton; cytoplasmic side of plasma membrane.
UCAGCCGCGAGUGGAACAAGCAAUUACUUAAGAUCUUUUUGAUCAGAGACUAGUUCCAAAGUGCAACACUCCCUCAGUACUACACUCCCUUGUUUCUUGAUAAGUUGGACUUGAACCUAGAAUGUUGAAUUUGAGGUGUUAGGAAGAGAGUGAUGACAUCACGAUUUCGUGUGCUGGGUGGGAGAACAAACCACACACGUGCCUUUGAAGUACCAAGAGAUAAACAUCGGUCAGAGAUCAUCUGUAAUGUCCAGUUCCUUGAUGGCAGUUUGCAAAGCUUCAAAGUUAAUAAACAAGAUGUCGGUCAAGUUCUGUUGGAUAUGGUCUAUAAACAUCUGGACUUGAUUGAAAAGGAAUAUUUUGGUUUGCAAUUUAUAGAUGACUCAAUAGAGUGUCCUAGGUGGCUUGAACCUAGUAAACCUAUCAGGAAACAGCUUAAAGGUGGGGCGCUAAAUAUCCGAGUGAGAUUUUUUGUAACAGACCCAAAUGCUCUGCAGCAAGAACAGACAAGGCACUUAUAUUUUUUACAACUGAAGAAGGACUUUAUUGAUGGAAGGUUACCUUGUCCUCUCAAUAAAGCAGCCUUCCUUGCUUCCUAUGCAGUCCAGUCUGAACUUGGAGAAUACAAUCCUUCUGAGCAUCAACCUGGUUAUAUAGAAAACUUCCACUUUGUACUCGAUAAAAACCAAGAAUUUCGAACUAAUGUGAUGUCCUUGCACAAACAACACAGAGAUCUUAAACAAACAGAAGCAGAACUUGGUUACCUGAGUAUAGCAAAAACCCUUGAAUUUUAUGGCGUGGAAUUGCACAAUGCAAGGGAUCAAGGCAAUUUAGAAAUAAAGAUUGGGAUAUCCUCUGAAGGACUGCGUGUCUAUCGAAAUAUGGCUCGAAUCAGUUUUUAUCCCUGGGUAAAUAUAACAAAGAUUUCUUUCAAGAGGAAACGUUUCUUCAUUCAGCUAAGGGAAAAACCUAACGAAUCUCAAGAGUGUGUUAUUGGAUUUAAUAUGCUUAAUUAUAGAGCAUGUAAAAUUCUUUGGAAAUCAUGUGUAGAACAUCACACAUUCUUUCAAGCAAAGAAGACACUACCUCAAGAGAAAAAAAUGCUUUCAAACUAUUUUACACUCGGCCACAGAAACCAGAACAGGACAGUUACCAAUCAGUUCUGUCAUCGUGUCAUUGGUGGCAUGGUCUGGAAUCCAAUAUUAAGAAAGUCUGUAUCAGUUGAACAGUUGGAAACCAGAAGUUUGCCUUCGCGCUCUCCACCAUCUACACCCGAUUGGCCAAGUCCAAGAUUAAGACAUGAUGCUCAAAAGCCAAGACAUUCUUCUGUAGAUAACCUUGCUACUGAGAUGGCAUAUAUCACAGAAAGUGAAGAAGUGUUUUAUAACUACAAGGCAAACAUUCCAGCCUUUGAAAAUAAAAAGGAUGUGGAGGCCUGUCCAAAACAUUCAUCACACAGCUGGUCAGAAGAACAACAAUUAGUAAAGAUAGUUGCAGAGGAUGAAAUGCAACAACAGUUCUCGCACUGCAUCAAAAGACAACGACGAUCAUUCACACACUCAGUGAAUGGUGUAGAAACCGUUGUACCAUGUGAUGAUCACCUAUCUGUGUCUGUUUCUCACCCACUGGAUGGUGUUGACUUGCAGUUUCUUGAGACCUAUGGCUUUAAAACACCAAGGACAAAUAUGGAUGAAACAAAUCCCUGCCAAUACUACUGUGAUGACAAGACUGAUCUGGUAAACAGUGAUAAUGGCUUUCUUUGCGUUCACAUGAUACCUGAUGAAGAAGGAAAGUUUGGUUUCAACUUAAAGGGUGGAGUUGACCAGAAAAUGCCCCUCAUUGUGUCAAGAGUAAGCCCAGGAUCACCAGCUGACGUGUGUGUGCCAAAACUGAAUGAAGGAGAUCAGAUAUUGUUGAUUAAUGGCAGAGACAUCUCUGAACAUACUCAUGACCAAGUUGUAAUGUUCAUAAAAGCAAGCAGAGAAUCUCACUCCAGAGAACUUGUGCUGCUGGUUAAAAGAAAAGUUACAAGCAGUCAUAAAGAGGACAAGGUGGAAGAGGAAAUAGACUUCCGGUGUUUUCCAAACAAUUCCAUUCAUUCCUCAUAUCCUGAAUAUGGUGAUUCAUUAGAAGAAUCCAUGAUUCAGCUUCGAAAAGGACUUGAAAGCGGAGCUAUACUUAAUCAAUUUGAUCAACUUUACAGAAAAAAACCUGGAUUGGCUGUCACACAUGCAAAGAUGCCACAAAAUAUGGACAAAAACAGAUACAAAGAUGUGUUGCCAUAUGAUGUUACUAGAGUUGUAUUAGAUGGAUCAGAAGAUUAUAUUAAUGGCAGUUACGUCAAUAUGGAAAUCUGUGGUACCACUAUCCAAAAUAAGUACAUUGCAUCCCAAGGUCCACUUCCACAUACCUGUCAACACUUUUGGCAAACAGUUUGGGAGCAAAGUUCAUCUUUAAUUGUCAUGUUAACUACCCUUACAGAAAGGGGACGGGUGAAAUGCCAUCAGUACUGGCCAGAUCCUCCAGAAGUAUGCAGAUAUGGCAGCUUUCAUGUCACAUGUCACUCAGAAGAAUAUAGCAUUGCCUAUGUUUUCAGAGAAAUGACACUUACUAAUUUAGAGACGGGCCUAGAACGUGGUGUCAGUCAUCUUCAGUACGUAGCAUGGCCUGAUCAUGGCGUUCCUGAUGAUCCAAUGGAUUUCUUUGACUUUGUGACUUGUGUGAGACAGAAAAGAAUCGGAAGAGACAAUGAGCCAGUUAUUGUUCAUUGCAGUGCUGGAAUUGGUCGAACUGGUGUCCUUAUUGCUAUGGAAACGGCAAUGUGUUUAAUUGAAAACAGCCAACCUGUAUACCCACUGGAUAUUGUUAGAACAAUGCGAAACCAGCGUGCCAUGAUGGUACAGACGUCGAGUCAAUACAAAUUUGUAUGUGAAGCCAUCCUACGUGUGUAUGAGGAAGGUUUAAUUCACCCGUUGGAAGCAUGCCAGGCUGCAAGUUAGUACCGGUGUCGGAGAAUGUUGACUAAUUUCUACACAUUGAAACAAAUCUGAAAAUGUAGUGCACAUCUCGGUGCUUGGUCUGCUCCAUAAAUCUGAAAGAAAGCCGCUUGACGAUUGAACACAUCUGACGACUAACACGUUACACUGAUGGUUAAAUAAGGAAUAUAUCUGUAAAUCUUUGUUAAAUGGGCACCACAUUUUAUGAUAUUGUCCUGUGUUUCAAGUUAUUAAUUUUGUCAUUCUGGCGUAUCUUUUCAAGAAACUGCUGAGGACCAGGAUGCCUUUGACAUAAAAAAAGUUGAUGGCAGUUAAAAUUUAGUCCAUGACACAACAUAUAACAGUGAACUUGUUUAAAGCCCAGUAAUGCAAUGGAAACAAUUUAAUAGUUCUGGUUAAUGCUGCUAACUUUU